Messenger RNA from Sander lucioperca (pikeperch), 4535 nucleotides. RefSeq names its product NACHT, LRR and PYD domains-containing protein 4E-like. The record is from RefSeq and is a predicted model, not a curated record. The coding region runs from base 136 to 4200 and encodes 1354 amino acids. NCBI's taxonomy places the organism in Eukaryota, Metazoa, Chordata, Actinopteri, Perciformes, Percidae. Gene Ontology annotation, molecular function: protein binding. The transcript is spliced from 16 exons.
GAUGUUUUUUUUUAGACAUUGACUGAAGUUGUAAAGGUGUGCCGGUGCCUUCGGAUCAGACGCACACCAACAUCAGGACUGACAAAGAAGAAAUGAGCGGCGUCUUCUUUAAAUUAAGCAGGUGUAGACUCCACUAUGAAUCAGUGUGAGGGCAGAGAGGAGGGAGUCCCAAUACCCUGCUGUAAGUUCAUUAAAGAUCUCCGGUUGUUGUUUGAACUUCCUGAUGUCAAAGAUGGACAGCAGCCUACAGUUCAAAGCCCAGAGCAGCAGCAGCACACACCUGACUCUCCUGGACCUGGACCCAGCUGUGUGUCCUCCAAAGGUGACUGGUCUAUUGUUGUUAUGGUCUAUGGACCUCUUGAGUUGAAAGAUGGACACCAGUCUGAUGAUCAAAAGAUCCAACAUGAGAGACCAGUCUCUCCUGGACCUGAACCCAGCUGUGUGUCCCUUAAAAGUGACUGGUCUAUGGAUCGACCUAUUGACUUCAAAGAUGGAACACAUUCUGAUUACCAAAGGAUCCAACAUAAUAGACCCGGCUCUCUUGGACCUGAAGCUGGACCUGAAGCUAGCUGCAUGUCCCUUAAGAGUGACUGGUCUAUAGAUCGACCUAUUGACUUCAAAGAUGGAAAGCAUUCUGAUCGCCAAAGGAUCCAAUAUGAGAGACCAGUCUCUCCUGGACCUGAACCCAGCUGUGUGUCCCUUAAGAGUGACUGGUCUAUGGAUCGACCUAUUGACUUCAAAGAUGGAAAGCCGUCUGAUCGACAAAGGAUCAAACAUGAGAGACCAGAUUCUCUUGGACCUGAAGCUGGACCUGAACCCAGCUGUGUGUCCCUUAAGAGUGACUGGUCUAUGGAUCGACCUAUUGACUUCAAAGAUGGAACACAUUCUGAUCAACAAAGUAUCCAACAGCACAUACCAGUCUACUGUGCACACAGUUGUAUGUCCAUGGAAAGUUACCACUUAAGAACGUUUUAUGCCAAGAUACAAGAAAAUCGUUUUAGCAAAGUGCAGGAGCAGAGAUCAGAGGUUCCCAUUGGUCAGUUUGCUCGGCAGCAUCAGACACAGCAUGACUCUAUAUUUAUGUUGCUGGAGGAAAACAUUGUCACUUUUGUGAAAAACGAGCUGAAGAAGUUCCAGAAAGUUCUGAGUCCAGAUUACCCAGAAUGCUCACAGAGUCAGAGUGAGGAUCAGGAUGAAGAGCAGAGGAGCAGCAGAGAGGCAUUUCUUAAGAUCACACUGCAGUUCCUGAGGAGAAUGAAGCAGGAGGAGCUGGCUGACCGUCUGCAGAGCAGAACUAAUGCUGCAGUAAGCCGACGAAAACUUAAAUGUAACCAGCAAAAGAAGUUCCAGUGUGUGUUUGAGGGGAUUGCUAAAGCAGGAAACCCAACCCUUCUGAAUCAGAUGUUCACAAAGAUCUACAUUACAAAGGGAGGGACUGCAGAGGUCAAUGAUGAACAUGAGGUCAGACAGAUUGAAACAGCAUCUAGGAAACCAGAUAGACCAGAAACAACAAUCAGUCAUGAAGACAUCUUUAAAACCCCACCUGGAAGAGAUGAACCAAUCAGAACAGUGAUGACAAAGGGAGUGGCUGGCAUCGGGAAAACGGUCUUAACACAGAAGUUCACUCUGGACUGGGCUGAAGGCAAAGCCAACCAGGACAUCCAGUUCACAUUUCCAUUCACUUUCAGAGAGCUGAAUGUGCUGAAAGGGAAAAAAUACAGCUUGGUUGAACUUGUUCAUCGGUUCUUUAGUGAAACAAAAGAAGCAGGAAUCUGCAGGUUUGAAGAGUUCCAGGUUGUUUUCAUCUUUGACGGUCUGGAUGAGUGUCGACUUCCUUUGGACUUCCUCAACACUGAGAUCCUGACUGAUGUUGAAGAGUCCACAUCAGUGGGUGUGCUGCUGACAAACCUCAUCAGGGGUAAUCUGCUUCCCUCUGCUCGCCUCUGGAUAACCACACGACCUGCAGCAGCCAAUCAGAUCCCUCCUGAGUGUGUUGACAUGGUGACAGAGGUCAGAGGGUUCACUGACCCACAGAAGGAGGAGUACUUCAGGAAGAGAUUCACAGAUGAGGAGCAGGCCAGCAGAAUCAUCUCCCACAUCAAGACAUCACGAAGCCUCCACAUCAUGUGCCACAUCCCAGUCUUCUGCUGGAUCACUGCUACAGUUCUGGAGGACGUGUUGAAGACCAGAGAGGGAGGAGAGCUGCCCAAGACACUGACUGAGAUGUACAUUCACUUCCUGGUGGUUCAGACCAAAGUGAAGAAAGUUAAGUAUGAUGGAGGAGCUGAGACAGAUCCACACUGGAGUCCAGAGAGCAGGAAGAUGUUCAAGUCUCUGGGAAAACUGGCUUUUGAGCAGCUGCAGAAAGGCAACCUGAUCUUCUACGAGUCAGACCUGACAGAGUGUGGCAUUGAUAUCACAGCAGCCUCAGUGUACUCAGGAGUGUUCACACAAAUCUUUAAAGAGGAGAGAGGACUGUACCAGGAGAAGGUGUUCUGCUUCGUUCAUCUGAGUGUUCAGGAGUUUCUGGCUGCUCUUCAUGUCCAUCUGACCUUCACCAACUCUGGAGUCAACCUGCUGUCAGAAGAACAAAUAACCUCCCAGCUGCCUAAAGUCUUCAGAGACAGACCAAAACUAAAACAUCUCUACCAGUGUGCUGUGGACAAGGCCUUACAGAGUCCAAAUGGACAUCUGGACUUGUUCCUCCGCUUCCUCCUAGGUCUUUCACUGCAGACCAAUCAGAAUCUCUUGCAAGGCCUGCUGACACAGACGGGAAGUAAUUCUAAGACCAAUCAGAGAACAACCCAGUACAUCAAGAAGAAGAUCAGUGAGUAUCUGUCUCCAGAGAGAACCAUCAAUUUGUUCCACUGUCUGAAUGAGCUGAAUGAUCGUUCUCUAGUGGAGGAAAUCCAACGGUCCCUGAGAAACGGAACUCUCUCCAAAAGUAAUUUCUCUCGUGCUGAGUGGUCAGCUCUGGUCUUCAUCUUACUGUCAUCAGAAAAAGAUCUGGACGUGUUUGACCUGAAGAAAUAUGGCGCUUCAGAGGCGGCUCUGCUGAUGCUGCUGCCAGUGGUCAAAGCCUCCAACAAAGCUCUACUGAGUGGCUGUUACCUGUCAAAGAGAAGCGGUGAAGCUUUGUCCUCAGUUCUCAGCUCCCAGUCCUCUAGUCUGAGAGAGCUGGACCUGAGUUACAAUAACCUGCAGGAUUCAGGAGUGAAGCUGCUAUCUGUAGGACUUCAGAGUCCACAAUGUACAUUGGAAACUCUCAGAAUGACAGACUGUAACCUCUCAGAGAAAAGCUGUGAAGCUGUGUCGUCAGUUCUCAGCUCCGAGUCCUCUAGUCUGAGAGAGCUGGACCUGAGUAACAAUGACCUGCAGGAUUCAGGAGUGAAGCUGCUUUCUGAUGGAUUUCAGAGUCCACACUGUACACUGGAAACUCUCAUUCUGUCAGGCUGUUUGAUCUCAGAGGAAGGCUGUACUUAUCUGGUCUCAGCUCUGAGCUCCAACCCCUCCCAUCUGAGAGAGCUGAAUCUGAGCUACAAUCAUCCAGGAGAGUCCAGAGUGAAGCUGCUGUCUGCUGGACUCGAGGAUCCGAACUGGAGACUGGAAACUCUCAGGGUGGACCAUUGUGGAGAGCAGAGGUUACGAGCUGGUGUGAGGAAGUACUUCUGUGAACUCAGAGUGGACACAAACACAGUGAACAGACAUAUCAAACUGUCUGACAACAACAGGACGAUGACAGUAGUGAGAGAGGAGCAGCCAUAUCCUGAUCAUCCAGAGAGGUUUGACUACUGGUUUGAGCUGCUGUGUAGAGAUGGUCUGACUGGUCGCUGUUACUGGGAGGUCGAGAGGAGCGGAGAUGUUCGUGUAGCAGUGAGUUACAAAGGAAUCAGGAGGAGAGGACUCAGUGAAGACUGUUUGCUUGGAUGUACUAAUCAGUCCUGGACUCUGAUGUGCAUUGGUGAUCGGUACUGUGAUGCACACAAUAACUUUGCAGCAAUCCUCCCUGUCUCCUCCUCCUACUCUGUUUCUGAUAGAGUAGCAGUGUAUGUGGACUGUCCUGCUGGCAUUCUGUCCUUCUACAGAGUCUCCUCUGACUCACUGAUCCACCUCCACACCUUCAACACCACAUUCACUCAACCUCUUUAUCCUGGGUUUGGGUUUGGGUAUGGUUCCUCAGUGUCUCUGUGUUCUCUGUAGGAAGAGACAACUUCCAGUCCUGUGGUUUAAAUCCUGAUGGUGAACGAGGCUUCACUUUGGCUCAAAGAUUGUGUCUUUAAUGACAGAAAUCUUCUUCUUAGAAAUGAUGAAAUGAUCUACUCAGGGUAGAUCUUGUGUGCAAACUAUGUCGAAUUUGAUCAGGUUUUUAUGUUUGGGUGACAACCCAGUCUCACAGCAGUUCGUGAAAUGGUCACGUUAUUUAAUCUAUUUAUCUGUGUACAAGAACAUGUUUAUCUAAUUUUUUUGUGGUGGUAAGCACGUUUUUUAAACUAAUAUAUUUCAAUGGGAAGCAUCUUUCGUGAUCACAGCACGAC